GCAGACCCUUAACGACUGAGCCACCCAGGCGCCCCCACCACUGCAGGCUUCUGAGCAGAAGGCACGGUCUGCCCAAUCACUCUCCGGGUGGCUGUGGCUCGGUGUUAACAAGGACCAUAGAGGGCUGAGCAGAAGCAGAGUGUGGACUGUGUUUAUCCAAGAAGACGGCUUGGUCUUGGAGCUUGCAGUGGGACGGUGAGAGCUGGCAAGCCCUGGCAAGUGCAGGACAACAGGACCUUUGGUUGGAACUGUGUGGGGGGACAGAGGGGACCUGAGCAGCUGGACCAAGGUGGAGUCUCCAGCACCUGUACUGGGGGAGUUGCAAGAAGAGCUGGUUUCCAGGGACACGUUGAAUCUGAGUGUCUCUGGCGGGGCCCAGUGGUCAGAGCACAGACAUGUGGGUCAGGCCAGGGCCAGAGAGGCAAGGAGACAGGCCCAGGGCCCAGCCCUGGAGCAUCGGGGUGGACAGGUGGGGGAAACGAAACGGAGUCUGAGAGCAGAGGCUGGGGAGAGCCAGAAGGUGGGGCCAGAGCAAAGGGAGGGACUUUCCCUGGGGGCUCACGGAGGGAGAGACACAGGAAGCCGAGACCGGACGGGGCAACCGUGCACCAAAGGCCCCCGCCGCUCUCCUAUCCGUCCCUGGACACAUCCCUGAGGCCGCUCUGCUGAGCAAGACUUUCCAUGGAGAAUGCCAGUGAGGACCCCACCAUAUUCAUGACCCAUUCUCUGCCCAGUGAUCCCCGGCUCUUGGCCACCGUGACCAACACAUACUUGGGCACACGUGUGUAUCAUGACACGCUGCAUGUGAGCGGCGUGUACAAUGGGGCUUCCGGGGACACACACCGGGCCAUUCUGCCGAAUCCCCUCAAUGUCCAGCUGGAGGUCCCUGCAGAGACAGGAGAUCAGCUGACCCAGACCUUUGCCCUGGACACUAACACAGGCUCCUUUCUGCACACCCUAGAGGGCCCCGGCUUCCAGGCCUCCCAGCGCAUCUACGCCCACCGCACGCUGCCUCACGUCAUAGCUUUCAGUGUGUCUAUCACCCGUGUGGCCGUGGGGACCCGGCCCAUCACGGUGCUGUUGCGGUCAACCUUCUCCCCAGAAAGCCCAGACCUGGACCUGCAUCUGGGUCCCGACUUCCAAGGAGCCCGGUACCUUUAUGGCCACACACUAACCCCGGAGCAACCUGGGGGGUCCCAGCAGGAGGUGCACAUGCUGUGGACACCAGUGCCCCCAGCCCUGACGCUUGGGGAAAGUGAGGAAGACCAGACCUGGGAGUUCCUGACCGUUGUAGGUGGCAGCCGGGCUGAGGCCCAGGCCUGCCUUGCCGAGGCCUUGCAGCUGCUGGCCGGGGGCACUCUGUACACCGUCCAUGCCCAGGCCUGGGCCCAGCUCUGGGCUGGCUGUGGCCUGGAUGUGGUGGGGCCCCUACCCCUACGCCAGGCCUUGCGUGGCGCCCUCUACUACGUGCUCAGUGCCCUGCCACAGCCUGGGGCCCCAGGCUACACCUGCCACGGCCUCAGCCCUGGGGGCCUGUCCAAUGGGAGCCGAGAGGAGUGCUACUGGGGCCACGUCUUCUGGGACCAGGAUCUCUGGCUGUUCCCAAAUAUCCUGACGUUCCACCCGGAGGCCGCCCGGGCCCUCCUGGAGUACCGCAUCCGGACGCUGGGUGGGGCCCUAGACAAUGCCCGGAAGCUGGGUUACCAGGGAGCCAAGUUUGCCUGGGAGAGCGCAGGUUCUGGUCUGGAGGUCUGCCCUGAGGACAUUUAUGGGACCCAGGAGAUUCACAUAAACGGAGCUGUGGUGUUGGCCUUCCAGCUGUACUAUUACACCACCCAGGACUUGCAGCUCUUCCGAGAGGCUGGUGGCUGGGACGUGGUCAGGGCUGUGGCUGAGUUUUGGUGCAGCCGUGUGGAGUGGAGCCCUGAGGAGGAAAACUACCACCUGAAGGGAGUCAUGCCCCCCGACGAAUACCAUUCAGGGGUCAACAACUCCGUCUACACCAACGUCCUGGUCCAGAACAGCCUGCGCUUUGCUGCUGCCCUGGCCCAGGACCUGGGUCAGCCCAUUCCCAGCGAGUGGCUGGCAGUGGCUGAUAAGAUCAAGGUUCCCUUUGACCCGAGGCGGAACUUCCACCCUGAGUUUGAUGGGUACCAGCCUGGAGAGGAGGUGAAGCAGGCAGAUGUUGUGCUCCUGGGGUACCCCAUCCCUUUCCACCUGAGUCCUCACAUUCGCAGGAAGAACCUGGAGAUUUAUGAGGCUGUGACAUCCCCAAAGGGCCCUGCCAUGACCUGGAGCAUGUUUGCCGUGGGCUGGUUGGAGCUGAAGGACCCCUGGCGGGCUCGGGACCUCCUAGAGAGAAGCUUUGCCAACAUAGCUGAACCCUUCAAGGUGUGGACAGAGAAUGCAGAUGGGUCGGGCGCUGUGAACUUCCUGACAGGCAUGGGGGGCUUCCUGCAAGCGGCAUUGUUUGGAUUCACAGGGUUCAGGAUCACCAGGGAUGGCGUGACCUUCGACCCCAUGUGUCUGGCAGGGGUCUCUGGAGUGUGCAUCUAUGGCGUCUCUUACCAGGGGAACAAGCUGGACUUCUCCUUCUCCGAGGGCUCUGUGACAAUUGAGGUCAAAGCCCAGGCAGGACCCUGGGCACCCCUGCUGGAGGCUGAGCUGUGGCCGACACACACUCGACUCCUCCUGCUCCCAGGGCACAAAGUCUGCUUUCCCUCCUCAGCCGGACGGAUACAAAGGUCUCUCCUGUAGGCAGCAGAGGCAGCAAGUUCUGCUGCAAGAGUUUCCCAGGAGAAUUUUUGGAAGACAUUAGACACCUGCCACAGAACCCACAGGACCCCCUGCGGGACACCGUUGGGUCCUCCAGCCACACCAGUGUCCUCACCCUGGCGCUGUCUUGGGCGCUGCACCUGAACAGCCAGGGCUUCAGGGCUGUCUCCUGGGUCCUCCCAUCUGGCCUCCCUCUCUGGGUACCCCCAGCUGGCUGCAUCCGCCCAUCCUCAGCACCCUCCUGGCUUGCUGAUCCCCUCCCUCCUGCCCACGCUCCAUCCAGCAGCCGGGCUCACAGGCUCCAGGGAAAGUCUGAGUUCGUUGGCCCAAAGUUCAGGAUGGCCUGCCUCUACCUGCGCCCCUCCCCAGCCUAACCGUCCAUGGACAGCAGCUUGCCCAUGGCUUCACACUCAGUCACAUCUGUGCCUGCCUUUCUGGGCUGACACCUGCACCUGCACCCUUCCCCAGGACACCACAGGGGGCCAGGGUGGGGCCCCCACUCUGCUGAGAGGGCAGACACAGGUGCAAGCCUCCGUGUGCAGGAGGCAGGGGUGGGGGGCGUGAGGCAGCACGUUGGUCUGCUGCGGAAUUCCUUGGCACGCUCAGUUGCAGACCAGAAAGGAGCUUUGUGUGUCACACUUCACACACAGAUGAAGUCAGGCAUGGCCGGAUCCGGGUGUGCUCAGCACCCUCAGUCCGUGGCUCUUCCAGCCUCUGGGCCACUUCAGUGAGGUUGGACGGUCCCCGUCACAGGCCUUUCCUCAGCCAAGAAGAGAGGCUGGUGGGGUGAGAUGGUACCUGCUGCCAAGAUUUUUGUGAGAGCCAUGCCACCUGCGCCCAGUCUGCCUGUGGAAUAAAAAUUCUACGCUGGCAGAAGUCUGGGUGCCGUAA
Ailuropoda melanoleuca (giant panda) is the source of this 3666-nucleotide messenger RNA. It is a transcript of the gene PGGHG, whose product is annotated as protein-glucosylgalactosylhydroxylysine glucosidase. The record is from RefSeq and is a predicted model, not a curated record. Gene Ontology annotation, cellular component: cytosol. NCBI's taxonomy places the organism in Eukaryota, Metazoa, Chordata, Mammalia, Carnivora, Ursidae. The transcript is spliced from 14 exons. Gene Ontology annotation, molecular function: protein-glucosylgalactosylhydroxylysine glucosidase activity. Gene Ontology annotation, biological process: carbohydrate metabolic process. Bases 682 to 2757 code for a protein of 691 amino acids.